AUGCGCAUGGAGGACAGCCGCCUCCCCAAGCGCAUGCUGUUAGGAGCGAUGGCGGGGGGCGUGGGAUACCGGGGCGGGCAGGAGAGCGACUGGGUGUCUCGUCUAGGAGAGGACCUCGUGGCCUUCAACAACAUGGGAGACGAAAAGGAAGGGGGGAAAUGGAAAGAGAGCGCCAAGGACUUGGAGGUGUGGUACAACAAGGUCGAGGACGGGGAGGCAUGGUUCAUGAGGAAAUGCCACAGGCAGGAGGCGGAAGCGUCCGCGAAGCGCCAGCGAGCGAGGGAAGCAGAAGCAGAGAGUACGACCAUCUCAGGACCGAAGAGAAAGAGAACCGGCGAAGCGGCGGUGGGGGGGAAGAAACGGCGACCGGGCAUUGCUGUAGAAGCGAGUAGGGCGGCCGAGGCAGCGCUUGUGACGAACUAUGCACCCGGCUGAUGUUGUUGUGCCCUGUUUCCCUCCCUGCCGUAUGCUAUACUCCUUUAUGUAUGUCCUUUUAAUUGCCUUCGGCCUCUGUGCUGUGUUUCUUUUUUUCAUGACCUCCCUGCCUACUCUGCUGUGUUGGGUACCUUGAUCUCGCUUUGCUGUUGCCUUUGUUUUUGUACGUCUGGCUGUCUGCCCAUCUGCCGCCUCUUUGCCCUGUUUGCUCCGUUACUCCCAUGCCCUGGUGCGCAGUGCCUGGUGCUGGUACGUUACGUUACCCUUUCAUUUUUUCUUUCGGCGGGUGUGGGAAGCGUCCUCCUUUAUUUAUUUUUUUUGUUAUUUUUGUUUUGUUUUAUUUUGAUCGGUGUCCGAGGGCUCUUUUCUCGAACAGUAGGUGCGAUACCUGUUCUUUUCUUUCUUUCGAUCAUUUUGUUU
This is a messenger RNA of Ectocarpus sp. CCAP 1310/34, 855 nucleotides long. The record is from the annotation of a GenBank genome assembly. NCBI's taxonomy places the organism in Eukaryota, Phaeophyceae, Ectocarpales, Ectocarpaceae.